Messenger RNA from Mobula hypostoma (lesser devil ray), 2340 nucleotides. Its product is annotated as inner ear-specific collagen-like. Lineage: Eukaryota; Metazoa; Chordata; Chondrichthyes; Myliobatiformes; Myliobatidae. Bases 395 to 1828 code for a protein of 477 amino acids. The record is from RefSeq and is a predicted model, not a curated record. The transcript is spliced from 7 exons. Gene Ontology annotation, molecular function: protein binding.
GCGGGUUUGAGGGGGUGGGGGUUCGCCUCUGCUCACCCCACCCCCGCCCGAGGUCACAGACCUCGAACUACACUUGGACCGAUGAACGCCGUCGGUUUCGUGCGCUCAGCGCUCUGGGAUAAUAUGCAGAAGCUGGUGCUGUUCUCUUUUGAAUAGAGGAGGUUGAAGGAAAGAAAAUGAAAGUGGGAAUCUUCCCAUUUUCAGAAGGUCAAGAUCCAGAGGAGAUACUAUAGGUUGAAGGCCAUGCUGAAUAACGUGUUUGGGAACAAUGAUUAAUUUAUGAUGUUCACCCGGGAAAAGGGGUCUAUAAAACCAAGCACCGUUAUCUCAGAUCCAACCAAACGUUUCAAUUCAGGGGAUCUGCACCUCAACAGGUUUUGGAGCCAGAAUAAGAAUGCUGAAUAUAAUUGCAGUUUUGAUUCUGCUCACAAUUGUGGAAGGUACCCCUCAAAAUGAAACUGGGCAGCCAUCAAGCCGUGGACUUCCUGAUUCAAUUGUUGAGUACAACCUAUGUCCCCUUCCAGACCAAGACUAUCCUUUCAACACAGAUAUGGUCCCAUCUUACUGUGUCUGCUUGCACUGCCAAGGGCCCAAAGGGGAUCGAGGUUUUAAAGGAGAUAGAGGAAACUUCGGACCACCAGGAAAACCAGGCUCAACUGGCAUGAAAGGAAUCAAAGGAUCACGAGGACCCCGAGGUUCAAAUGGUUUUAGAGGGAUAAAAGGGCAGAAAGGAGCUCGAGGACCAAGGGGCAUGAUGGGACUCAAGGGGAUCCGAGGACGCCGGGGCUUUCAAGGCAGAAGAGGUCUGAGGGGUAAUCCAGGUACUAAUGGACUCCCAGGUCCUAAGGGAAAUGCAGGUGUUCCUGGUCAAUGUCCAGCUGACUGCCAUAGCAUGAAAGGAGAUAAAGGACAAAAAGGAGAAACAGGUUUCCGUGGUCAAAAGGGAGAUGUGGGUGAAAUUGGCUUGAUUGGGCAACCUGGCCUCAAAGGUGAACCAGGAAGCACUGGACUGAAAGGAGACAAAGGUGUUGAAGGAGUGAAAGGCAACCAAGGGAAUCCAGGUAUUUGUGACUGUGAGGAUGGAGAAAAAGGUGAACGUGGCAAUCUUGGACCAAUUGGACCUAGAGGAGACAAAGGAGAUCAAGGGCCAAUGGGCGAGAAGGGAGAUACUGGUGAAAAAGGAGUCAAAGGUGAGCAGGGUAAAGAGGGUGAAGAAGGACCUCCCGGUCCAUGUGGUCCUACCAUCCAGUCAGCUUUCUCUGCUGGGCGAAGUGCUGAAGAUGGUUUACCGAAUCCAUUUUUCCCGAUACCAUUCACUGUAAUCUUCUACAACAACCAGGGGCAUUUCAAUCCUGGAGUUGGAGUUUACAUAGCCCCAGUUAAUGGAACAUAUGUAUUUAGUUAUCAUUUGUCAAUACUGACAAAUCCUGUUAAACUGGGACUAUUUAAAAAUCGUAAAUUAAUUAUCAAAACAGCCAACAGAGUUACCCAGGAUCAAGCAUCCCAAACUGUGAUAAUACAUCUUGUUGCAGGGGACAAGAUAUGGUUACAAGUGAAGGAUUCUAGUUUCAAUGGCAUGCAUGCAGAUCAGGAUACUGACAGUACGUUCAGCGGUUUUCUCCUUUAUCCUGAUUCCUGUUAUCCGUUAAUUUCCAGGGGGGCAUCUCCAGGUAUUUUUGAAGAUCCUUCAAAUUAUUACAAUCCCUAUUUUAAUGAUGACACCCCAACACCUCCCAUUGAUGAUGGCUCAGGUUCUGGUUCCGAUUCUAGUUCAGCAAUUGAUUCAGUUGAGCCCAGUCCUCCUAAUGCCAGUGAAGCCCCAUCAUAGAGGCAAAAUUGCCUUAAAUCCCACAUAAUCCAAAGUGAAAACUCACACCCAGCAACUUCAAGCCUGUAAUGGCUAUUUGCAGUCUUAUUUUCAGCUAUAAUCACCAAUUAGGCAAACUAGUUCACAAAGGAAGCAACCAAAAUAUUGAUUUAAAUAUGCUGUAAAAUCAUGAGCCAAGGCUUGUAGCAUUUUCAUUAUGCUAUACUGAAAACAAACCAUUAUUGGCAUUUGCUAACUAGGAAUGAAAACAGCAGCUCUUUCUUUUCCCUCUGAAUCCUGGUAACUUUCAUGUUUGUAAAUGUAUGAAUCUAAAGGCAGUCACAUUUCAGGUAUGUUGACUGAUGCCUUAAUGGUUGGUUCCCUUUUACGAUUACACUCACAUACUACUUUCUGAGCGUUUUCUUCACUAACUGUACAUGUUUAGCUGUUAGAUGAAGGUAUCAGUGGGUGAAAAUCAUAAACUCUGGAUCAAAUGCUCUAUCAAACUGUACCAACUGCAAUAUGGGGUAGGA